Messenger RNA from Adineta steineri, 682 nucleotides. The record is from the annotation of a GenBank genome assembly. Lineage: Eukaryota; Metazoa; Rotifera; Eurotatoria; Adinetida; Adinetidae.
AACUGGUUUAGCUGAAUGUAUACAAGAAGCAUGGGCUCCAACUCAUACUAAUAUUCGACAGCGUAUUCAUGGAGAUCUAGAUAUCUUCCUUUUCCUUUCUUCAUCACUCAAACAAGGACCCGUUCCAUUAAAUACUCGUAUUAAAGAUGUCCGUUCAUAUAUGAAUUCAACUGUAACAGUACUUUACGAAGAUCGAAUUAUUGAUCCAGAAAUUCCUUCUACUUGCAAUCCUCAAUUUCAACUUCCUGGCUAUGCUGUCAUUCCUGUACCUGCUUAUUUUCAACAAUUAUGGUCACUUAAUGAAUGUUAUGAUCUUGUUAAAAACUAUGAAAAACAAUUUAAUAUUCGAUAUCAAUUAUUGAUUCGUGCUCGUGUUGAUACACGAGUUAAAAUGCCAGCAACUUUCGAACGUCAAGGUAUACUUAAUCUCAAUACAACAAUGCUUGUUCCACCUCAUCGUCAUUUUCCAGGAAUCGACGAUGGCUUUGCUCUAGGUCCAAUUGAACUUAUGUCACAUUAUAUGAAACGUUGGCAUAGUUUACGACAAUGUCCUCCAGAUAGAAACUUUCAGCCAGAAGGCUAUCUGAAAAAAUAUUUAGCACGUUUUACCAAUAUUACAAUUGAUGAUACAAUCAGUGGUGCUGCUGAUGCUGUACCACAUGGUCCUGGAAAAUGUCACUAA